Messenger RNA from Brassica rapa (field mustard), 5702 nucleotides. RefSeq names its product putative nuclease HARBI1. Lineage: Eukaryota; Viridiplantae; Streptophyta; Magnoliopsida; Brassicales; Brassicaceae. The record is from RefSeq and is a predicted model, not a curated record.
CGCUUACCAUAAAGGGUAAUACUGCUAUGGUUAAUACAAUAAAAGACAUUCAACUUGCAUUCAAAGAUUACAUAUAAGAAAGAAAAACGCAUGUAGUUAAAAAUAUAUGAGUAUAUGUUUGUAUUAAUUGGGAACAAUAUUUGGCUCACUGGUUUAAUAAGGCCAAAAAGAAGAGACGAUGGGGACGUUAUUUAUGGAUGUUAGGUAGGAAAGAAGUUAUGAGGUUGAAUCUAGCUAAUAAGACUAGAUCACAUUGCUAGAUGUUUUAAUAUAGUAGUAGUAUAGUGUCAGGAGAAUUGUGGAAGAGUUAAAACUGUCUUCAUCAGACAUGAUCAUCAAACGGCCAGAAUUGCCAAGGGACAAAUAACUAUUAGCAUUCUCCGAUAGAUACAUUUAUAUACAGAGAUUGAUGUGGUUACUAAAUCAUACAGUAUGCUAUACAAUCUUCCAAUGAAAAUGAUGAACGCGGUUGAUAUAACAACCAGACACACAAAUUAAAAAGAUCCAAUAGUCAUAAACUACUCUAAAAUUGUAAAAUCAUGAAAAUUUACUUGAUUUGGAUUCUUUCAAAGAAAAAUAUGCUAGGAGGAGGAGUCCAUAAAUAUUGAAAACAUACAUAUUUUCAGAAUAAGGUAAUAUUAAGAAUAUGGUCUAAAAAAACAUUCACCAACGUUUUACAAAACAAAAAUCAUAAUUUCUUGUCUUAUAACUAGAUUAGGUGUAAAGCAUAUAACACUGUGUGGAAGAUUUACAUAAUAUUAUAAUAUUUAGAUAUAUAUAGCAUAUUUCAUUGUUUCUAUUUUAUAUUUUCAUGUUUGUCUAUUGCAAAAACACUCGUUCGAGAUAGUCUAGAAUCUUCCAGCAUUGCAUGACCAGAAAAUGAUAAAGAGGUUAUAAAUUAUAAUGAGGUAGGAACGAAUGAAAUGACAUCGGUCCCUUCAUGAAUAGAAUUGUUGGUUCCUUUCACUCUCAUUCAAAGUUAGAGGGGGCAGAUUAAGCUAAUAGCCAUGCCUUACUUAUUAUUUCCCUAAAAUACAAUUAUAUAUAUUUCUUCAGUUUGGGAGUAUCAUAGACCAAACACCGACUAUUGAUGUAAAUUUUCUUUAGUUUAUGAUAUGAUUAUACAUAUACAACUUAAUUAACCAUGCAAAAUAUACGUAUGACAAAACCCACGUAGUUUAUAAAAGCCUAUUUUAAGGUUAUGUGAGUGAGUAGUUAUUUAGAUGGACCGACGCAUGAUCACGUUUACGUGUGUGUUCCACUGUUUCUAAAAAAUGUAUUUUAUAAACGCAAUGCCGAUAAUGCUUUUAAGAUGAAAAAUUUCAUGCUAUUUCAUAUGUCAGUAGAAAUUUUCUGUGUUUUUGAAUCCUGCAAAUUACUAAAUUAUUAAAAUUAAUUUUAUUUUUUGGCAGCCAGUUUUUAUUAAACUGCGAAAAUUGGUUUUAGAUUGCACAGGUUUAAUUUAGUUUAUACAUAUGUUAUCAGAAUUUCUUAAAUUAUAAUAUAAAAUGUUGUUUUCUUGUCGCUGACCCACAUAGCAAAUCGCGAAAAGACAAAUAAGUAAAAUGAGAAGGUAUGCAUAUGAGAAUAUUUGAAUAUAUAUACAGUGUUUGUUUGCAAAAUACAUAAGAAAUCAUAAAAAAAACUAGCUCCGUAAUCUAAUUUGUUUGGACGGACAAACAUUUUUUCAGAAUAUCAUAUAAUACAGAUAUGUUUUCACCAUCUAAACCUCUAUCUAAUAUAGAUGAAAUUAAAUGUACUAUUGAAUUUAUUGCAUGCAUGAUUAAUGUUCCAAAUUUUGAUUUGAGAACACACUAAUCUCAAAUAGUUCUAUCUAAAGGUUCAGUGUGAGCUCCACCAUAAGAUAACAUAUGAACACAAAUUGUUUACUGAACUUCUUCCAAAAAUUUGCUGAUGCGGAAACUUAACCCAACACUUAAUUAUUAUUGCAAUAACAUAUGAACUCAUGAUUGCAAUUUAAUAAAGAAGAUCCUUCAGCGACAUUAUAAGAGCAUGCGCAACGGUGUGUUUUAGGGAGUCCUUAGCGCUAGAUUAUAGGGUAAUCACAUUAAAAAUAAAUGAAAAAAGGCAAAUAAGCGAAGGAUCAGUCCGUGUAGAAGGAACUUAAGGACUUAAUCCUUAGGGCAGCUGGCACGCUUUGAUUGGGUCGAGUUGUGUUUGUGUGUCGUGGUCACGAAAAAAAAAAUCAUUCGACACAAACGUAGAAAAAAAAACUCUCGAAGAAACAGAAGGCGAUUUUCGAUCCAUCUCGUUCCAUCUUCUUCCCUCGCGUUCCAAGAUAAAUCGAGAGGAAUCUGUAGAUUUAUGGUAUUAGAUUAGGUUCCUUGUAGUUUUCCUGUAAAUUUAGGGUUCGUUUUGCUUUUUUAAAUCGAAUUGGGGAUUUUCGUUUCAAGUUAGGGUUUCAAAUGAUUUGGGUUUUCAAUCGAUUUGUAGAGGUUUUGGUUAGUAGUUACGGUUCCGAAACUGAAAUAGGUUUGAUUAACGAUUUGCUUAUCUGCUUUUAACCAUUGAUCCAUCUGGUUCUGUCUGUCUGAUUUCAAACGAUGAAUGCUUAUCUGCUUCGUCUGCUUUUCUGCUUUGACUCAAGGUUUUAUUUUCUUGUGAAACUUAAAACACGAUCCUUUGUGUGUUUACACGAUCCCCCUCAUCUAUGCUUUGAUAAAUUUCUGUUUGGUUAGUCGUCUGAUGAUGAAUGCUCUGUGGUAGUUGUUGUUUCACUUUUGUUGUUCUAUUUUGUGCUUACAUAUUUAAAAAUUUCAGGUUAAGCAAACAUGGGCCAAGACUAUAGCUACACCCAGCCUUCCUCAUCAGACGAGUAUGACUUGACCUCACUGCUUGAAGCUGAAGCGGCUUUGUACGCCGAAGAAGCUGAGAGUAGCUACAACAUUGGUGAGCCUGUUCAGUGCCCACCUCAGCCGUUUCAGUACUUAUGUGGGGGACAUACAAAUGCGGAGGAGAUGCGUGCCUUUGAGACACAACUUAGUCUUCUCAAGGAUCAAGUUCGUGCGAGUGACCAGAAGCUGGCUACGCUCGAGAAGACCCUGUGUGAUGAGUUAUGCAAGAAGACAUCAUGGGUUACAAUUCUUGGAGUAUCUCUUCUGCUGAGCCUUUUACUUUUAAUAGCGGUGAUAAUUCUUGGAGGAACAGCUUCGAAGGAUAGUAGAAGACUAUCUAACGUGGAGACUGUCUUUAAGGUUCCGCAGUAAAAGAGGAAGCAAGUCACGGGUGCCUUUGGAGUGGUGAAAGUCUUUUCUUCUGUAGCUCAUGUGAAGCAAGUCACGGGAAGUCCUUUUUCUGCUAUAAGUUUGUGUCUCGGUUUCUAUCUUGCCAUCACUUCUUCCUUCCUUUUUUUUCCCGAUUCCAAUCUGGUCGAGAAGAAGUUGUUUUAGUUUAUUGUUGUUGUAACAUUUAGCUACUACUCCAAGUUGUAAGUUUGGCUACAACUCUAUCUUGCCAUCAGUACUAUUUUUAAUCAGAUAUGUCAUCAUCUUCAUCCGAUGAAGUCGAUGAAAGAUUGGACGAAAUUUGUGAAGAAUACGUAGAAGAAAUAUACAACGACAUUGUGGAGGCCCAAACCAUACCGCAAAGGACACGUGCAUAUGUAGAACGACACCGCGAAGGAGGACAAGACCAAUUAUGGAAUGAUUACUUCAGCGAAAAUUCGACUUUCUCGACUCAAUUAUUCAGACGCCGUUUCCGCAUGAAUAAGGAAUUAUUCUUGCGUCUUGUUCAUGGCCUAGAAGCGUCCUUUCCAUUCUUUCAGCAAAGAAGAGAUGCAACCGGCAGGUGGAGUCUUACUGCACUACAAAAAUGUACUGCAGCUAUUCGUCUGCUCGCUUAUGGUACCGCGGCCGACACCGUUGACGAAUAUCUGCGACUUGGUGAGACCACUGCACUUUCGUGUUUACAUAAUUUUACUGACGGAAUAAUACUGUUAUUCGGAGAAGAGUAUCUACGACGACCCACACCGGAGGAUCUUCAACGACUACUCGAUAUUGGAGAGAAACGAGGGUUUCCUGGGAUGGUCGGGAGCAUUGACUGUAUGCACUGGGAGUGGAAAAAUUGCCCAACCGCUUGGAAAGGACAAUACGCCCGUGGAUCAGGAAAACCGACAAUUGUAUUAGAGGCUGUAGCAUCCCAAGAUCUUUGGAUAUGGCACGCCUUUUUUGGUCCUCCAGGUACCUUAAACGAUAUUAAUGUCCUCGAUCGGUCUCCUGUUUUUGAUGAUAUUUUACAAGGUCGAGCUCCGAGGGUAAAGUACGUGGUCAACGGACACACGUAUAAGUUGGGGUACUACCUCACAGACGGUAUAUAUCCAAAAUGGUCAACAUUUAUCCAAUCUAUUACCCUUCCUCAAACUCCUCAACAAGAGUUAUUUGCUAAAGUUCAAGAAGCAACCCGGAAAGAUGUGGAGCGGGCUUUUGGAGUACUUCAAUCUCGAUUUGCAAUUGUGAGAAAUCCGGUCAAAACAUUGAACAAAGACAAGAUAGGGAAGAUUAUGCGAGCAUGUAUCAUACUUCACAAUAUGAUAGUCGAAGAUGAACGGGAUGGAUACUCUCGUAUUGAUAUAUCUGAAUUUGAAGAAGGAGACGUCCCCAGAUGUUCAGAAGUGGAAACCGAGUGGCCAACAAAUCUGAAUAAUAUCUUUCCCACUCGAAAUGAUCUUCGUGAUAGGCAAACACAUGAACGGUUGAAAACUGAUUUAAUUCAAAAUAUUUGGAAUAAAUUUGGUGAAGAAGAUUAGAAAUUAUUCUAUCUUUAUGUAAAAUUAAUGUUCUUUUCUUUAAUUGUUGUCUUUUUAUGUUUAAUUAAUGUAUUUUAUGUUUAAUUAUGGAAUUUUAUGUUUAAUUAUGGAAUUUUUUGUUUAUUUAUUAUAUUUAGUCAUCCAAUAUAUAUAAAUUAUAUUUCACAACAAAUUUUUUUUUUUUUUUUUAAGGAUCCCAACUUCGGACUCACCAUUGUACAGCUAUUUUUCACAAGAGUCCUUAACAAUUAAAAAAAAAAAAAAAAAAAAAAAAAAAAGAUUAAUCUAAUCCUAAGGACUCCACAAUGGGUAUCACCAUUGUGGGUGCUCUAAGAGUAGUAUUCUAUUCUCUACUGUUCUCCAAAUUCAGAUCCGGUGUUUUCAGUUUAUUGACGGGAUCAUUCUUUAUUAUUAUUAUAUAAUUUUUAUUGCUUAAAAAUAAACAAUAUAUAGUGAAGGUUACAUCGAUAUUAUGUAUUAAGUUGUAUUUUCAAAGGAAGACAUUAUGAAAUUUUGUCAGAAGCUCGUGAGUUUAAGUAUACAUGAACAAUUAACUACGACAUUGUUCACUUUAGAGAACUGCAAACUAGUAUCCCAAGCUAAUUAAGAAGCUGAAUCAGGUAUUAUACCAAACACACUUAACAGAACUAGUAAACAUUUUUUUUUGUAACACAACUAGUAAACAUCUAUACUCUGUAAAGUCAAAGAAUAUUGGCUUGCAGAACUCAUGAUUAGAAGUUAACUCACAUAUCAAACCAAAUUGAACGAUACUAGUUCAUUUUGUUGAUCUCGGACCUCUGCUUUACAAGACAUUUUCUCACGAUAUAUAGUAUGGAAUAAAGGAUUUUUCCAAAUUUAAAAGGACAAACAAGUACUUAAAUGUGAAAGUCAGUAAAUCUUGUUUCUUCAAAAUAGAUCUGGCAAAUUUAUAGUGAUC